This is a messenger RNA of Empidonax traillii (willow flycatcher), 1116 nucleotides long. RefSeq names its product BMP/retinoic acid-inducible neural-specific protein 2-like. Gene Ontology annotation, biological process: positive regulation of neuron differentiation; negative regulation of mitotic cell cycle. NCBI's taxonomy places the organism in Eukaryota, Metazoa, Chordata, Aves, Passeriformes, Tyrannidae. The transcript has 4 exons. The coding region runs from base 293 to 1030 and encodes 245 amino acids. The record is from RefSeq and is a predicted model, not a curated record.
CACAAAUUCCUCAAACAGCCAUUAGGUCAGGAUUUCAUUCAACUUCAGCAGCAGCCAGCACCCCAUAAACCCUUACCUCGUGCGGCACAACCAGUCCUAGCCUGGCGCGUGGCUCUCCCUGGACCGCAGCUUUCCCCGUGCCAGCGUCCCAGCAGGCAUUCCAAAGCCUGUGCUUCCUCCUGGUUUACAUCCCAGUCCUCACGGGCUUCCUUGCUCCGCGUUGCAGGGCAGGGCUGUCCUGGAGGAUCGCCGUGGGGUGAGAGAAUGAAGAAUCCGGCCGGGCAGCAGCAGGAUGGGGCGGCAGGACCUCCCACGCGCUGACGGGCCCCCGCCGAUGCUCCCGUGGCCGCUGGCCCUGCUGGCCCUGAGUGCGUGCUGUCGCUGGGGGGUGGCCGGCGGGGCGGGCAGCACAGUGCCCCAGCAGCAUGCUGCCCCCUCGACCCCUUCCUCUUCGUCCUCCUCCUCCCCCUCCGCCCGGGCACCCCUCGACUGGCUCCUCACCGACCGCGGACCCUUCUACCGAGCCCAGGACUACGUGGACUUCAUGGAGCGCUACCGGCAGGGUUUCACCACCAGGUACAGGAUCUACAGGGAGUUUGCUCGCUGGAAGGUGAAUAACUUGGCCUUGGAGAGGAAAGACUUCUUCAGCCUGCCGCUUCCCCUGGCCCCCGAAUUCAUCCGCAACAUCCGGCUGCUGGGACGCCGGCCCAGCCCCCAGCAGAUCACCGACAGCCUCAUCAAAAAGUAUGGGACCCACUUUCUGCUGGCUGCCACGCUGGGAGGAGAGGAGUCCCUGACCAUUUUUGUGGACAAGCGCAAGCUGAGCCGGAGGGCAGAGCCCGCCGUGGGGGCUGGGAACAGCUCGGGGGUUUCUCUGGAGACCCUGCACCAGCUGGCAGCCUCCUACUUCAUCGACAGGGAGAGCACACUCCGCCGGCUCCACCACAUCCAGAUCGCCACGGCCGCCAUCAAGGGCAGAGCACGGAAAGUUAACACAUUCCCGUUAUUUACGGGAAAUUGGGCACGCUAAUAAAGGCACAUUAUUCAGCGGGCUGCAGGCAGGGCUGCCGCCUGUCAACCAGCCAAUUAGCAGGUAAUUAGCUCUCCUCUCCGAGC